AUGAAGAAGCUGUGGGUGAAGAAGCGUUUCCAGACCAGUGACCUGUAUGGCAGCGCAUUCAGUCUGUACAGAGGACGGGCCCUCUCGAUCCACGUCAGCGUCCCGCAGAGCGGACUGCACAGGGAGGAGCCCGACCUUCAGCCUCAGCCGGCCAGCGAAGCCCCUCGUCGCCCGGCCCUGCCGCCUCCCUCCAAAUCCGCACUGCUGCCCCCACCGUCCCCGCGGUGGGUAAGCGGCCCCCCGCCGGGCCCCAGCGCCCAGCCCCCGGCCACCCCCACGGCGCCUCACCGGCGCGCUCAGGAUCCUGUGCUGCCCGAAGACGCCACCGCCGAAGAGAAGCGAGGGAAGAAGGCCAAGUCGUCGGGGCCCUCGCUGGCGGGCACGGCCGAGUCCCGGCCUCAGACGCCCCUGAGCGAGGCCUCCGGCCGCCUGUCGGCGCUGGGCCGCUCGCCGCGGCUGGUGCGCGCCGGCUCCCGCAUCCUGGACAAGUUGCAGUUCUUCGAGGAGCGACGGCGCAGCCUGGAGCGCAGCGACUCGCCGCCGGCACCCCUGCGGCCCUGGGUGCCCCUGCGCAAGGCCCGCUCGCUGGAGCACCCCAAGUCCCACGGCGAUGCCUCGUGGGGUUCGCCCGAGGCCUCUCAGGAGGAGCUGCGGGCGCCGGCGGGCAGCGUGGCCGAGCGGCGCCGCCUGUUCCAGCAGAAGGCCGCCUCGCUGGACGAGCGCACGCGGCAGCGCAGCCCGGCCUCCGACCUCGAGCUGCGCUUCGCCCAGGAGCUGGGCCGCAUCCGCCGCUCCACGUCGCGGGAGGAGCUGGUGCGCUCGCACGAGUCCCUGCGCGCCACGCUGCAGCGCGCGCCGUCCCCCCGGGAGCCCGGCGAGCCCCCGCUCUUUUCGCAGCCCUCCACCCCCAAGACCUCGCGCGCCGUGAGCCCUGCCGCCCAGCCUCCCCCUCCGAGCGUCGCGGGGAGGUCCGGGGAUGAGCCGGGGAGGCCGCAGAGCCGCGGGCCGGCCGGCAGGACAGAGCUGGGGGAAGGCCCGCAGCAGGAGGUCAGGCGCCGGGACCAGUUCCCGCUCACCCGGGGCAGAACCAUCCAGGAGUGCCGGAGCCCCGUGCCGCCCCCCGCCCCGGGCGACGCCCCCGAGGCCAGGACAAAAGCCCCUCCGGGUCGGAAGCGGGAGCCCCCGGCACAAGCCGUGCGCUUCCUGCCUUGGGCCACGCCGGGCCCUGAGGGCGCUGCUGUGCCCCCGGCGCUGGAGAAGAGCAGGGCGGGGCCUGAGGCCGAGAAGAGGCCGCGCCGAGGGCCGGAGGAGGAUGGUCCCUGGGGGGCCUGGGACCGCAGAGGGACUCGCAGCCAGGGCAGAGGUCGCAGGGCCCGGGCCCACUUCGCCUGA
Myotis lucifugus (little brown bat) is the source of this 1392-nucleotide messenger RNA. RefSeq names its product striated muscle preferentially expressed protein kinase-like. Gene Ontology annotation, biological process: muscle cell differentiation. NCBI's taxonomy places the organism in Eukaryota, Metazoa, Chordata, Mammalia, Chiroptera, Vespertilionidae. Gene Ontology annotation, molecular function: protein kinase activity. The record is from RefSeq and is a predicted model, not a curated record.